Myxocyprinus asiaticus (Chinese sucker) is the source of this 1643-nucleotide messenger RNA. RefSeq names its product COMM domain containing 9 (gene commd9). The record is from RefSeq and is a predicted model, not a curated record. The transcript has 6 exons. Lineage: Eukaryota; Metazoa; Chordata; Actinopteri; Cypriniformes; Catostomidae. Bases 49 to 642 code for a protein of 197 amino acids.
UGCUUCGGGGAUACACGUGACAGCGACUUUCAGUUACAAUAUUUUAACAUGGCUUUUCUCACAGAGGAGCAGUUCGGUGCUUUGCAACUGCUGUUAAAGGCUCAAUCUAAAGAUGCAGUGCGGCAGAUCUGCACAGAGAGCUUCCCUGCCGGAGCGUUAAAGUCUCAGUCUCUACUGGAAAACACCGCAAAAGCACUCUCCGUGUCCAGGGAUGAAGCGAUUCAGGUGCUGACAGCUUUUCACACUCUGUCGCAUCACGUCGUGUACCAGAAUUUAUCCUCUCCAGAACAGAUCCUGUCUGUCUUUCCAGAAUCAUUCCACUCAAAUUUGAAAAAUCUGAUCACCAAAAUUCUCUUGGAGAACAGUGUCUCGUGGAGAAAUGAAGCUUUGUCCAGUCAAAUUUCACUGCCAAAGCUGGUGGAUAUGGAAUGGCGUGUGGACAUGAAGACGUCCUCGGACUCUUUGAGUCGUAUGGCAGUGCCAACAUGUCUGCUGCAAAUGAAGCUCCAGGACUCUCCGUGCAUUAACGGCAGUCCAAGUGAGUCCAGAGUUACAGUGGAGCUGAGCAGAGAGACAUUGGACACCAUGAUAGAUGGCUUGGGUCGCAUCAGGGAUCAGCUGACUGCAGUGGCAAGGAAGUAGAGAAUGGGAGACCUCACCAUCACACCUGUCUAUUCAUGCACAUUCAAACAAAGAAGCAAUGGACACUGGAAGAAUGUCCACAAUGUAAAGGAAGAAAGGACAUUACAAAUUUGUAAACUAGGUUGCUGGAUUCAGUUUGUAAAACAGAGUUUUCUCAUGUUUUGAUGUGUGGUAUGUUUCAUGUACAGAAAGUUUAUGUAAAAGUUGUCCUUUACUAUCUCAUGAUUGUGACUUUUUUGUCAGACUCAUUAAUAUGACUCGUAAAUCGUGAGAUACAAAGUCAUAAUUAUGAGAUGGUAUCUCAUAAUUGCGAAUUAAGUAAAAAUUAUGAGAUUACAAUUUUUAAAUAUGAAAUAAAGUCAAUUAUUCGAUUAUCUUAUAAUUAUGACUUUCUCAUCAUUUUGACUGUUAUAAUUAUGAUUUAGUAUCUUAUGAUUUAAUCUCAUAAUUAAUUUACUAUCUCAAUUUUGACCAUCUCAUAAUUUUUUUCUUUUUGUUUUAUAAGACUAUCAUUAAUAUGACUUUGUUUGAAUCUAAUAUUUAUGACUUCGUUUCGCAUAAUUAUGACCCUUUAUCUCAAAAUUAUGAAUAUGAAUCUAAUAAUUAUAAAUUUCUAUCUCAUAAAUAUGGUUUAGGAUAUCAUAAUUAUGAUUGACCAAAUCAUGUUUAUUUUUUACUCAAUGUGUCAGAAAUGGGCUUCCAUAAUUAGGGGUAUGGAAAUUGGAUUAGAUUUUUUUUUUUUUUAAAGCAGAAAACACACACUUGUCACAUCAUGCACUGUUAGUUUAUGUGUAAAAGGAUAUUGGGGGGAAGAUUAAAUACUGACUGAUACAUGUGUUAAAUGAGUUGCUCUCUUAAAAACUUAUUUCCGGCGUUAUGUUUUCAUUUUACACAUUGCCAUGAGAGGCGCUGUACAGCUUUAAAACCGCCCUGACAGCCACAUUUUUUUCAAGAUAAAAGUCUUAUCCGUAGUGUUUAUAAAUAAAAAAUGUCGAAACUCU